This is a messenger RNA of Colletotrichum phormii, 1024 nucleotides long. RefSeq lists its product as uncharacterized. Bases 1 to 906 code for a protein of 301 amino acids. The transcript has 2 exons. The record is from RefSeq and is a predicted model, not a curated record. Lineage: Eukaryota; Fungi; Ascomycota; Sordariomycetes; Glomerellales; Glomerellaceae. Gene Ontology annotation, molecular function: oxidoreductase activity.
AUGACUACGGCUACCCUGGAGAAUAUUGCCGUUAUUGGAGGCACCGGCGACCUCGGGCAUGUCAUAGUCGACCAACUCGCUGCCGCCGGCAUCUUUAACCUUGUAGUCAUCACCCGGGGCUCCCACGCCAAGACAUUCCCACCAGGAGUAAAGACUGUCGCAGCUGACUAUGAAUCAUUGGACGACUUGACCGUUUCUUUCCGCGGGUUUGACGCCGUCGUCUGUGUCGUCCCAGGUCACCUCGAGGCCCUCCUGCUGCGCAUCCUCGAGGCUGCCAUCGCUGCGGAGGUCAAACGAUUCAUCCCCUCGGAGUUCGGCUCCGAUCAUCGGAAUCCGAGUGCGCAAUCCGUGCCCCUCUCAGCUUCCAAGAUUCGAGUCGACGAGGCGCUGAAUAAAGCCGCCGCGGCUGGGCGCAUCGAGUAUACCAGCAUCCUCGGCGGGCCUUGGACCGAGUGGCUCAUGACUUGCGACACUGGCAUGUGCCUUCCCAAACGCAAGUUCUACAUCCACGAGGACGGCGACAUUCGGUUUGGGCUGAGCACGCGCAAGGCGUUUGGAGAUGCGGUUGUGGGUGUGCUCAAACGACCCGACGCGACCAGGAACCAGAUCUUGACGAUUGAGGUGAUCAACCUGACGCAGAACCGGAUCGUGGAGCUAGUCAAGGAAGCUCUGCCCGAUAUAGAAAUCGAGGUCAUCAACGUCAGCACCAAGGAGCGCUACGAGAGGCGCGUGCAGAAGCUACUCUCUGGGGAUUUUGACGCGUCGGUCAUCGAAGACAUUGUGUUGCGAUUUGUCUAUGACCCUGAGCUCCAGCUCCCUUUCGAUACCGAUGACACCAACGAGUUGCUCGGGGUCCAGAGGAUGACCGAGGUGGAUUUCAAAGAGCUUGUCAAGACCUUGGCAUAAGAUAGCUCUGAGGUUGAGGCUUCGCGCGCGGGCUCUCUACAUGAUCCCGACGGGAUCCAAUGCCGGUGCCGUGCCACGCGAGUAAGCUCUUCAUUAGGAUAGCUGUCAUAGGCUAGAG